Molecule: messenger RNA, 10941 nt
Organism: Paramecium octaurelia
Lineage: Eukaryota; Ciliophora; Oligohymenophorea; Peniculida; Parameciidae
Source: the annotation of a GenBank genome assembly
AUGUUUGAAGGUCUUAUAUAGAAAGUGUUGUUAGCCAUCUUCGGACGGUUUAUCGAUGGACUGGACAAGAAACAAAUUAAUUUGUCUUUUUUGAAGGGGAAUUUGGUUAUAGAGAAUGUCUCAAUAAAGAAGGAAGCUCUGGAAGCCUUGUAAUUGCCGAUUGAAUUGGUGUACAGUUCAAUACAGAGGAUCGAGAUAAAUCUUCCGUGGAACAACUUGACGACUCAAAGAACAGAAAUAAAGAUCCAUAGUGUAUUCUUGUUGGUCACUACUAUUUCCGAAGAGAUGUGGGGAUUGGAAGAGAUAAAUUAUUACAAGCCAAAGGCAGCCCAAGUUAGAGCCUACAUUAAGAAGGUGAUGGAUGAAGAAGUCAGAAAACAAGAGCCCACGACUGAUAACUAAGAGUCCGAUCAAAAGGAGGCUGGGUUUUUUCAAAAACAAAUAACCAGAAUAGUUGAUAAUCUUUACGUAUCAAUUUCCGAUGUGCAUUUUCGUUAUGAACAUUGUAUUAGCAAGCAUUCUUUUUCAUGGGGCAUCACCAUAAAUCAUAUAACUUAAUAGACAGUAGAUUCGGAAUGGAAAAUUUCAUAAGCAUCUAGUCCCUACAUUCACGAACGCAAGGACUCUACCUUUGUGAACAAACAAAUGCAAUUGUCCAAAUUGGCAAUGUAUUGGAAUUCCGACGACCAUUAUCUCAUUUUGAGUAGCAUCAUUAAACCAUAACAAUACAAGAAUGUUGAUCUCCAAAAGGUGGUCAGCAAAAUGGACCCGUACAAAGUUGAUCUCGAUCUUCAUCAACGCACAGUCUAUCAGAUUGAUGAAAAAAUGCAGGCCAGAAUACAGUCCAGACUAUAAUAGGAAUUGGUCUAUGAACCAGAUAAUUUGACGAUGGGAAUCAAAACAUCCAAAUCCUCUAAAUACAUCUUUUGUCUCAAUGCUGUGGCUAAUGUGGUACAAACAUAUUAGCACUUUCGCAAAGUCCCUAAAUACAAAAUUAAGGUGGAAUUACAAGAAAUGGAUUUUAAAAUCAAGCAUACCCAAUAUAAGGAGAUAUUAAAACUUGCAUCCAUAUUUAAUCUCUACUAAUACAGAGCCAAAUAGCAGAUGGACUAAUAUCUUACAUCUGUAAUGAGACCUUACCAAUAAGAUUUUCUGAAAACGGACAACAACUCUCUCUACCUCAGAUCCUUAUUUCAGUAUCUUGUCAAGACUUAGAUCCUUGAAAUAAGACGAAAAAGAUUUCUAGAAUUCGAAAUGAAUGCUCUACAAAGAAAAACCACUCCAUCUGCUCUCUUGAAAUCAUCACAUCGAGAAUUAAGACAGUAUCAAUAAAUUGUGAUAAAGACCUCAAUAACUACAUUACAGAUGUGGGCCAAAUAAGCCUUAGAAAUAUUUGAAAGAGCCAAAGAACACCAUCAAAUUGAGUAGGCAUUCAAGAAGGAAAUUGAAAAAGCAUACAAACCAUCAGCUUUAAUGGACGAAGAAACUUAUGUGUAUUUGGAAUUUAGAUUGUCAAUUGUUAAAGGCAGUUUGAAAUUAUUGAGGAAGCAUAAGAACCUGGAGGAAGGAUUCACGAUAUUGUGGAAGAAUUUUGAUUACUUUUUGUAAAAGAGGAGAAAUAAUUUUGAACUGGAAUAAAUUAUACAAGACAUGGAGGUUUAGAUGUUUAGUGUUGAAGAGAAGAAUGAUAUUAUUGUACCUAUUGUGAGGAAGAUAAAAAGCUAUGAUAUUUAAGAGAAACCUCUCAUUUACUUUAAAUUAGAAAAGCAUCCCUUAUCUAAACCAAAUUAUUUUAGUAGCAUAUAUUUGGAUGUACAAAAGAUUGAAUUCAUGGUCUUUGUAGCCUCUUUAUAAAGAGUGAUUGCCUAUUUUAGAAUGCCUCCUCAAGAUGACAGACAGUAGGAGAGUAAGGUGAAAGAAAAUGCAAACAAGAAUAAGAAGGAGCAGAAGGACAAAAAGGAUGAUCCAGAUGCAGACAAGAAAAUAGAAACUUAAACCAAAAACUACAUCAACAUUACCAUUCAAUCCCCUAUUGUUAUCAUUCCCAAUCAAUAGAUUAAUGAUUUACAUUCAGAUUGCUGGGUGUUGAAAUUAGGAGACUUUGAAAUAAUCACUGUUGACGAUAGACAAGUACCAGGGUUUAUCAAGUUCGGGUCAGAUCAUUACAGAAGAUUGGGCUUAAGUGGAGAAAGCAUUGGAAAACAAAAGGGAGCUGAGUAGUCCAUAUUGAAAAUCCACAACGAAAAAAAUUAGUUGGUUAAUUAAUUUAAUUUUAAUAAUGUAAAUUCAAUCAACCCUUUGGAGAAGUCAACUUCAAUCCAAAAUUUGUAACAACCAUAAUUGUCCAAUCCAUAAGCGGCAAAAUAAAAGAAGUAGAAUAAAGCUUAGAAUUAUGAAAAUUACAUCAUGAAGUUAAAGUCAGUUUAAUUGCAAUAUUUUUCAUCGAUUCAUUACUUUUACAAUUACCAGAAAUUGAGUUAAACCUAAAGAGGCAUGGACAUCUUGAAUAAUCCAUUGAGAGUCAGAUCUAAAAAAUAUGAUGUUUUAGAAGACUUCUCUAUGGAAUUGAAUCUCUAUUUCAAAAAGAGUAGCCAAGCAAAUCUCCCUUAAACAAAGAUCAACUUUGAAUUGCCUUCAUUAACAGCCUCAAUCAAUCCAGAAGUCCCUUAUACAUUUUAAAAGUUGAUGUAAACAAUAAAUGAUUUGAGUGCUGAUCAAUCCCUAAGUAGUAUUUUACAAUAGGAGAAAUCUAAAUUGAUUAAAUAUAGUUCUUGCAAAGGAAUCCUGAGAAAAAGAGGUAAGUUUUUAAGAUCAUGGUCGUCCUACUUUGCUGUAUUAUCUGGAUGGUAUAUCUACUUGUAUCAGAAUGAAAGUGACUUAGAUUACAAUCAAUACGUUGGACUGCGAGAUGUAGUUGUGUCUGAAGCAUAAUAAGAUAUCGGAGUAUAGAAUUCCUUCAAGAUCAAAUCCAAGAAGGAGAUCAUCUACUUUUAGGCCAAAACAGUCUAGGAGAAGAACAGGUGGUUCAAAUUCAUCCAAUAGAAGAUUCACGAUAUCAAAACCAAAACUGGAAAUCUCAGGAUUGGAUCAGAAAAUACAGUGCCACAAUAAAAUGAUAAGAGUAGGCGAGAAUUUGAAUAAACAGUCAAAUAAGUACCUAAGUAGAAUGACGAAUUGCUGACUAAAUAUAGAUUUCAAAUUAAAAGGUUUUAAAUUGAAUUGAAAUACAAUCAAUAAUCUGAAAUCCUAAUCACAUUUGAUCAAAUUAAACUGUUGAGUCUUUCAGGAAUAGCUGACAAUUAUUAAGAAUUUACUAUCAAUUCUAUUUCUAUUGAAGACCAUGGGCAAUCCAUUUUGAGAUCCAUCCAUUACUCUUAACCUAACACUCCCAAUCUCUUCAAGGUCAGAGCUAGUAUGGACGAGAAUUAAUUAUAAAGGAAAAUUAGAUAGGUUAUUGAUUUUAGGGAAGAGGAUCAAAUCCAAGGAGCAAUUAGAGUUCGAAUGUGCAACACAGACACUCAUUAGCCUAAUGAACCCUAAUCAUACAUCGUGGCAUAGCUUUCCUCUUUGGAAGCUCAUUAUUUAGAAUCAUUUCUUUCUAAAAUCAACUUGUUUAUGGUCCGACCUUCUCUACAGAAAACAAAGGAGAGCACAACUGAUCUAAGUGAAUAUACAGAUUAUACACCAUAAAAUACGGCUAUGAAAUAAUACGCACCAAAUCAAACUAGUGAGACUAAAUUUAUGUAGACAAGAUAGGAUUUAACUAAAGGAAAUAUUAAGAGUGUGCGAUCAUUUACUUUACAGAAGUCAUCUGUCUCAGACUCUGAAGUGCAUGACGGUUAAUUAGUUGAAGGGAAUGAUAAGCUGCCUGAAAGUAUCAUUAAGGUUUCCAUUUUGUCUCAGGAUAUUAAGUUGAUUGUAAUGGUUUAAGAAAAUGAGAAGGAGAAAGAAAAGUCAAAUGAAUUCCUAUAAAUACAAGUGAAUUUAAUAAGCGCAGUGUUGAAAAUUGAUGAUGACGAGUACUUUAUUGAAGGCAACAUAUAGAAAAUAGAAAUUAUCGAUUUAAAGUCAAUACAAGGAAAUAGACACAUGUUUUUAGGAAAAAAGGAGUAGAAAGAGAGGAAGAGAACCAAAGAGGAAAAGAAAAAGAAAAGUAUAGGCUUAACCAUAUUUUCAAAUAGCCAUUAAGUUGAAAAAUAGAUGGUUUAAUUUAAAUAUUCGAAAUUCAAAAUACCAAGCAAUAAUGAUAAUAUUUCUAACGAUCUAUACCUAAUCGUAAGGGAUUGUUUUAUAGAUUACUUACAUGCCACAAUUAUAAAGGUGUUAAGCUUAUUGGAGAUUUCUUAGAAGAAGAAAUAGGCAAAUAACGAAUAGAAUGAAUAGGAUUUAGAAUUGAUUAAAUAAAGACUGUAUGCUCCAUCUUUGAUUAAGAUUAAAAUCCUACUUGAGAAUCCUAAGAUACUUAUUAAGCCUGCUGGAAAUAUCAGUUAAUCAUUUGAACUGCAGAUAAAGUCAGUGUGCUUUGAGUUGGAUGCAUGCAAGGAAAAGAAUAAGGCUAUUGAAAUGUAUGUUAAGUAGAAUAAGAAAUAAAGCCUAUCAGCUCAGCAAUAAGAUUUCUUCUUAUGGUCAUAAAUCAUAGUGGUUUCUGCAGAUACGAUGAGAAUAUUGAUAAGAAGCACUUCAGAUUUGCAAUACAUAUCAAAUCCUUUUUCUGCUGCCCUGAGAAUACAGACUCCUAUGUUUGUGAGUGAAUGCGAAACGUUAUAUCCAAACAUCGUACUUAAUAAGAAUUAAGAUAUAAGAAUCAAAGUGACUGAUAUUCAACUCAACAUCCUUAGAAAUCACUAUCUAUUUUUAUUACAAGUUAUGCAAACGCAAUAUGAGAUUCAGAGUCAAAAGACUCAGAGAAAGAGACGACAACAACAAUAGCCGAAAAAACAGAACCAAGCUGCAUUGAUAUUCAAACUGUCAAAAAUAACUAUUAGACUAAUGGAUGAAUGUAAUUAAUUUCAGUCAUAAGGGACGUUUCUAAGGCCCUUGAUCGAUUUAAGCUUAUUGGAUAUUGUAUUUCAAUUCAAAACUAAUUUAUCGUUGUAAGUCUCAGAUUUUAAAAGCACAUAUUAUUAGUAUCCGUAAAAGGAUGAUCAUAAUCUGAUAGUGAGAAUAUAACAUGUUAUCAAUAAUACAGUAUUGGAGAGGAGGAAGUUAGAGGAGUUUUUAGAUGAAGACAUAUUGGAGCAUAAAGCGAAGGAAGCGAAGGAGUUGAUUAAUGAGAUGAAAAUGGAAUUUUAUAAUGAGUUAACAGUGAGUAGAUUUGAUUUAGAUGACAAGUUGAUUGUGAAAGCCAUAUUUGGAGAAGACUCUACAGAUGUCAAUAUUUCAAUUGGAGAAUCGAAAUACUUGAUCAAUGCUUAUUAUCUGAAGACCAUUGCUUUGUUUUUUGAAAUACCUAAAUAUGAAGAGGAGAUGUAAAGUUAAUAAUCUCCAUCAUCCUAAUAGCCAGUUCAAACGAAUUAUAAACAAAAAUAACCAUUGUUGAAUGUGAAUGUCAUUUUAUUAAAGACUUUGAUUAUAACUCAUAACGAGAAAUUAAAAAAUUGUUUGGUUUUGCAAUUAGAUUCCUUCAUGAAAUUGAACGACGAAUUAAAUAAUGAAGCUCAUAGUAACUAUCACUAGAAGAACAAAGAAUAAUAUACAAAUCAGUCUUCAAUUAAGAAUAGAAGAUUUGAACUAAGUCUAACGGUGUCAUUAUUCAAUACAAACUUCGCAGCACUACAAAAGAUAUCAAAGUAAAAUAAGAAAAAGAUGAUUUUAUAUCCAAUUAAAAUAGAAUUCAAUAGAAAUCAAUUUGUUUGCGAUUGUGAUGUCAAUUAUUCAAACUAUAAGACUGAUGGACAGAAUGAAUUAAUAUCAAAUAUAAUCGUAUAGGAUUAGUUAAGAUUUGAUAAGAUCAGAAUUAAUAUUUCACAUAAUGAUUCUGCUCUCAUACUACAGACAAUAAAGUUUCAAUAAGAUUCAAUUAAAUUAUGCGACUAAUUUUUCUGUGAUGAUGAGGAAUCGUCACUAAAUGAAACUAUAGCUCGUCAAUUGCCUAUUAAACCAACUCUAGGAAUUGAAGAAACAAUCCUUAGUAGAAAUGAAACGAAAAAGAAAAGUUUCUUGCCAGGGAAAUCUCAAUUAGUUAGACUGAAAUCGAGUCUAUUACAAGCAUCAUAGUAAAAGGAUGAAGUAGUUUAAGUGUUUUACGCGGCAGGAGAUUAAGAGAUGGAGAUGGUAAAGGAAGAGGAGGUGUUAUCUGAGUAGGAGUAGCAAUUUGAACCAGUUAGACCUAAAAUUAAAAUGAGCAAGAUGAAAAUAAAGUUGGAUCUUUUGGAGAUGGUUUUGGUUAAUGACAUUAAUAAAUCAUUUGCUCCAUUAUUACUGUUUAGAUUUAAUGUCAAGAAAUUUAUGUUUGAUCAGAAUGAAAUUAGCAAAGCACUCAAAUGCCUAUUCUAAAUUGAAUUGAUGUAUUUCAAUCCAGUUGCCAGUAAGAUGGAACCAAUUAUAGAACCAUAUCUAUCAGAAUUAUUCAUAGUUUAAUAAAGUCAAUCCAUGCAAACUAUUCAUAUUAAUGGACUGACACCAAUCUUGGACAUGAAUCUAUCCACUGACAUGAUACUCAACCUAUACAAAAUAUUGACUUAAUGGCAAUAAUUGGAAUAGGAUGACGAAGAAGAAACCUUCAGAAGAAAUGAAUCCAAAAAAAUGACUAGGUUGUCCAGUAUGAAAGGGAUAUCAUUUAAGGAGAACUAAGAUAAUGUGACUCUCUUUUCAUUUAUUAACAAGAGUGGGUAUACUCUGAAAGUGUAGAAGAAUGGGAAUGAGGGAUUAAUUGAAAUCUCUAAUAAUGAUUCGAAAAAUUAUGAAGUACAAUCUCAUGAUGAGGAUUAUGCUAAGACCUUUGAGAGUGAUACAAGACUCAUAAUUAAAUUUCUUGAUUCUAAUAUGGUUUAAAAUACGAUAAACAAUGUUCCCAUCAAUUAUGCUGGAGUUAAAAAGUUGUAAUGGAAUGAUUAGACUCAAUAUUAUGUGCUCAGCACCUAAAUUGAAAAGUUGUAGAAAACGAUCACCCUUUAUUCUCCUUACAUGUUUGUUAAUCAGACUGAUUGUGAUUUGUCAAUCAAAUUAUCAUGUAUCAAAAUAACUAAAAACUUUGUACUCAAGCCAGGUGAGUAAGCAGCUAUGCCAUAAGAAUUGUAUAAAGAUGAUAGCUUUAUUGUGAUUCACUUCUUAGAUUCCAAAUACACAAAAUUAACCUAACCAAACGAACCCAUAUUUAUUAAAAGGAUAUUCCAUGACAUCACAAUAUAAAUACUCCAUUAUCCAUGCUACACACUGGCCACUCUCAAUACAACCCUCGUUUAGAAUGUCAAAUAUAUUGAAUUCAAACCUGCCUUUAUUUUAUACAAUUUGUUACCCGUCCCACUUUAAUUUUUGUUUCAUUCAAAUGAAAAUCCAGAACUACAGAAACUCAUGAUUAAUCAUUAUAAAAAACCAGGUACUGCCAUCCCAUACGAUAAACAAUAAUCAGGAUUUUCUAGAGGGAAUUCUCUAUCUCAUUUAUAAAAUGAUUAUAAUGAACUCCUUGCAAGAUCUGUCACAGUCACAGAAAUCAAUUAAACAGCAACAAUCAAAGUUGAAGCUGGCUUAAUUGAAGUAGUUCCUUAAGGGGAAUUAUAAUUGCAUUGGCUGAAGACUGGUGAUCACUUGGGAAUCAAUUUACACGUCAGCGGAUUCGAAAUAAGUCAAUAAUAAGAUAUCAUAUAAGUUACUGAAUUUGCAUUGAAGGACACUUGCAAUAGUCAAAGUUGCCACAUCAGAGUAGAAAAAGAGCAGGUCAAAUAAACGAAAUUAAUUUAUUUUUCAGUCCAAACGUGUAUCAUAAACACUACAAGUCGGAGAUUAAAAUAUUACACCCUAUAAGAUAAUAAGCCCAUACUUUUAUCUGGACAAAAUAAGGAGCCAAAACCAGACAAGGAAAGCUUUGAAAGCAAUUACGAGAAGAUAUAAAUUACAGAUACAAUUAAGUAUCUAAUGAUUGGAGUGGAUGAUUGUAUUUCCAACGAAGUCAAUGUAGGUAUUUUAGGGUCAUUGGGCCUGUAAUUGAAGGAAAAGAAUGGAGGUAUGGUUUCAUUAAAUGAGUUUGGUAUCCACAUUUCUCUGGCGAAUAAUGUGAUAAGAAAGGGGGUUUAUACUAAGGUCAUUGAAAUCAUGCCGAGAUUCGUUAUAAUCAACAAUACAGGGGUGCAAAUUAAUAUAUGCUAAUCUGGGUAUGAAUCAUAACCAAAAAAAAUGAAUCCUAAUAAGAGAUAUCAUUUAAUUUGGCCUGAUUGUAGGUUAGAAAAAUCAAUACGAAUUUAAAAGUAUGGCAAAUACAACUGGAGUGGAGACUUAUUCAUUAAUGAAAUCAGAAGUACAAAUUUCUUUUCUUCUGCUAUUAAUGAAAAUAGUCAACAGAUGUGCAAUCUCUCUGUCGAAUAGGAGAAGAGUCGAAUGUUUGAAAAAUCAGGCAUUUAUAAGUAGUUCAAUCUAAAGAAAUAUGAUCCUUAGGAAUUUCUACAGUAUAAAGAAUCCUUGCCUUUAUAAAGCUCAAUGAUUUGUUCAUCAAGUCAGGAGUACUUUAAAGAUUGUUUGUUCCUGACAGCUGAAAUAACAAAGGUCAAAGCAACUAAUUUCAUUUUAUUGGAAUAGCAAAAUGAGGAAAAUCAGCUCUACAAAUUAGUAAACAAGUGUCGUCCCUUUAAGAUACAUUACGGAUAAGACAGCUACAAUAGCUUUUAAGAAUGGAUACUGGAUUGCGAUUAAACAGUGCCGUUUUCUUGGGAGCAACCAAGUCAUUCUUUCAAACUUAGAGUGAAAUUCGUCCACAAUCAAAAGAUUGAACAUGUUGAAAUCAUAGACUUUUAAUAAUAGGAAAGUCUAUAGGAGAUCAAGUUUUCAAAUUAUUUUAUUUGGAUCAAGUCUGAAUUCUAGGGGUAAACCAGAGUCAUCACAUUUCAAUAGGUUAAUGAAUCAAUGAGGAAUAUGACUACAUCUCAUAAACGAGAAGUUGAAGACAUUCACAAAUUAAUUAAAUUGCACAUAUCUCAAUUGGGUAUUUCCAUAAUCACAAAAAGAUAGAACAUGCUUCUCGAGGCUAAUUAUAUAUAUAUGAAUGACAUUGAAUUAGGCAUCAUGCAGACAGAAAAUUAGACGACGGCGUAAUUGCGAGUUAAGUUUUUCCACAUUGAUAAUAACACAUCUUUAGACACAACCACACCUGUCAUGUUGACUUUAAGGAGAUACUACUAAGUCACUCAUGAUAGAAAUUAUUACUUUUUAGAUGCUAGCUGUUCCUUUGAACAUUAAGUCAAGGCAAUUCUAUUGUACAAUUCCAUCAAAAUUUACAUAUAACCCUUCUAAUUGCAGUUUGAUGAAGAGUAUAUUCAGGUUGUUCUUGAAACCAUCAAGUAGAUCAAGUAAAAUCUAUAGAAUUAAUUUGAAUUUGAAUAUAACGGUUCACCACACUCAAUUAAAUCGUUAUGUUUCUAAACUCCUCAAUAACGACAUUAUUAUUUAGAGUCUAUGUCUUAGCAAAACUAAUCCAAUCCUUGUAUCGUAUGGAAAUCUCUUGAAAUCAAUAGAUCUAAAAAAUAGGUUUACAUCAAGGAGUUUGUUCUCUCUAAAAUAGAUUUAAGAUUCUCAUUUCAUAAAAGAUUCAGAACCAAUAUUCAAUAUGAUGAGAAUGUUUUCAAUCUGUUUUCUACAGCCAUUGGAGCAACAGUCCAAAAUUUUAAUGAUGCUGAAAUCAUCCUUGACUGUUUCAGAUUAAGAUCAGUGUAUGAUUCUAAGGAAAUAGUACUCCAAUCUAUUUAAGAUCAUUAUAAGAGUGAGAUCAUAAGAGCCAUUCUAAAAAUUAUCGGCUCUAUUGAAAUCAUAGGUAAUCCAGUCAAAUUUGUUCAAUAGAUCACAAAUGGAGUUGUUGACUUUGUUGAGAUGCCAAUUCAAGGCUUAAGACAUGGUCCACUUGAAUUUGGAGUUGGAUUAUGCAAGGGUACGGGAUCUCUCUUAAAAAACACUGUAGCUGGUGCAUUUUAUUCUGUUAACAAAGUCACUGGAUCUAUUAGUGCAAGCGUUUCGCUAUUAUCUAUGGAUGACGAUUAUUUGGAAAAACGCCGAAUAUUUAUGUUGAAAAGACCUGAUCAUGUUUUGGAUGGACUAUCGUAAGCAGGACAUUGUCUCUAUGAUGGAUUUUCGAAUGGAAUAACUGGAGUAGUCACAUAACCAUACUAAGAAACUCAAUAGAACGGGUUUAAAGGAUUCGUUAAAGGAACACUCAAAGGGUUAUCUGGAUUGAUUGUUAAGCCUAUAGCCGGAGUACUGGAUGCAAGUGCUAAAGCAGCUGAGGGAGUGGUUUCAACUGCUACACAUUUCGACGAUAAACCUAAUGACACAAGAAUUAGGUAUCCAAGAGUUUUCUAUGAGAAAUCCAAAUACUUUUCCAAGUAUAUUGCUUUAGAUGCUCAAGUUGUCAAUUUUCUAGUUGGAUUUAUGAAUGGAAAAUAUAAAGACAUUGAACUUAUUUCAUGUUUUUAUCUGAAGGAAUCAGAAACAUAACUUAACAAUAUGUAAAGACAAAUAUUAUCAGCUACUAAAUCGAUUCAUGAAUGCUUUAAGAACACUUCGAAAAUUCUAAUAUUGUCAUAUUAAUAUAUUUUAGUGUUGGAGAACAUGACACUUGUCUAAGAGAUCAUUACAAAAGAAAUUGUAGAAAUAUCGGAACCAAUCAAUGGAUUUUUACGACUCUCAACUGAAUCGAAACCAAAUAUUGACAUCAACAUACUCUUAGAAGAAAUCGAUUUGAAAAAAGCAACUUCAUUAUUGGAUUACUUACAUUAAUAGGUCAAAAGUUAAUAUGAUUGA